Sorghum bicolor (sorghum) is the source of this 942-nucleotide messenger RNA. Its product is annotated as 60S ribosomal protein L17. The record is from RefSeq and is a predicted model, not a curated record. The coding region runs from base 147 to 662 and encodes 171 amino acids. Gene Ontology annotation, cellular component: cytosolic large ribosomal subunit; ribosome. Gene Ontology annotation, biological process: cytoplasmic translation. The transcript is spliced from 7 exons. Lineage: Eukaryota; Viridiplantae; Streptophyta; Magnoliopsida; Poales; Poaceae. Gene Ontology annotation, molecular function: structural constituent of ribosome.
UGGCCGGCAUCAGGUUAGGGUUCCUCCCUUCCCGUAUAAAAGCCUUCCUCCGCGCCGCCACGCCGUUCUCUCUUCCCUGGCCAUUCCUCAUCUCGCUCGCUCGUCGUCGCAGCCGCCUUCUUUGGGUUCGCUCGCCAGCGGCAGCCAUGGUGAAGUACUCGAGGGAACCUUCCAACCCCACCAAAUCCGCUAAGGCUAUGGGUCGGGACCUGCGUGUGCACUUUAAGAACACACGUGAGACAGCUUUUGCCAUCAGGAAGCUGCAGCUUAGCAAGGCUAAAAGGUAUCUUGAGGAUGUGAUUGCCCACAAGCAAGCCAUUCCCUUCCGUAGGUACUGUGGUGGUGUUGGACGUACAGCGCAAGCUAAGUCUCGCCACUCGAAUGGUCAGGGACGUUGGCCUGCCAAGUCUGCUAAAUUCAUUUUGGAUCUUCUCAAGAAUGCAGAGAGCAAUGCUGAAGUUAAGGGCUUGGAUGUCGAUACGCUCUAUGUGUCGCAUAUUCAGGUGAACCAAGCUCAGAAGCAGCGGCGCCGGACUUACCGUGCUCAUGGGCGCAUCAACCCUUACAUGUCUUCCCCAUGCCACAUUGAGCUGAUGCUUUCAGAGAAGGAAGAGCCAGUGAAGAAAGAGGCUGAGACCCAAAUUGCAGCAAGGAAGGCCUAGAAGAUAUGAAGACUUGUUUAGUAUCAGUUAAGAGUGGACCGAUUGUAUCUCCUUUUUUUUUCUGUACUGUUGGUGCAUACUUAAUCGAUCCCCGGAAUGGAACCUUUCUUUCUGCAGUUGUGAUGACAUCCCAAGAAUGAGAAUGUUGCCUCAGUAGUUUUUCUUAUUUAUAAUCCAACUAAACUACCUUGGUGCUGGAUUUUGUACAUCGUUAUCUCCUUGACUAAGAGCGAUCAUUUGGUCAGCACAUCAUAAACAUGAGAGUCUGACAUAUUUUCCA